AUGCCGUACAAGGUUAUCGACAUUUCUGUCUGGCAAGGCGACAUUGAUUUCAACGCCGCUCGUGAUCAAUCUGGCGUCCAAGGCGUUAUGAUUCGCUGCGGAUAUGGUUCUUACAGCCCAGCCCAAAUUGAUGGACAAUUCCACAACCACAUGAGAGCUGCUAUCGCUGCUAACAUGCUCAUUGGUGUUUACCACUAUGGUUACGCUCAAUCCGUUCCAGAAGCCGAAGGUGAAGCCGAUUUCGCUAUCAGUAUUUUCGACCAGUACAGACAGUGGAUCAGAUUACCAAUUGCUUACGAUAUCGAAGAUCCAACAAUGAACGUAGGAAGAGAUUUGGUAGGUCAAAUGGCGGCGGCGUUUGCGAAUAAGAUCAGGGCAGCAGGUUAUACUCCAAUGUGUUAUUGCAACUUGAACUGGGCUACGAACUUCAUUAACAUGGAUAUUGUCAAUGCUAAUGGUAUCGAUGUUUGGAUUGCACAAUACAACUCAGAAUGUCAGUAUUGGGGUCCGUACGUUAUGUGGCAGUUCACUGAUUGCCUUCCAAUCGGUGGCUAUUAUGCUGGUGUCGAUGGCUCUUGGUGCUAUAAGGAUUACUAA
This is a messenger RNA of Trichomonas vaginalis G3, 597 nucleotides long. Its product is annotated as glycosyl hydrolase. Bases 1 to 597 code for a protein of 198 amino acids. Lineage: Eukaryota; Parabasalia; Trichomonadida; Trichomonadidae. The record is from RefSeq and is a predicted model, not a curated record. The transcript has a single exon. Gene Ontology annotation, molecular function: lysozyme activity. Gene Ontology annotation, biological process: peptidoglycan catabolic process; cell wall macromolecule catabolic process; carbohydrate catabolic process.